UGGACCGUCGUGGUCUGGUGACGUCACUAGAAGAGAUAUGGCGAAGAAACAGUGUGAGAAAACCACAUGUUCGCCUUUAAAGCGUCCCGGUAACCAAAAAACGGCGAAUACUUUCAACUUGACGUUGGACUCCAGCGAUGACGAGGCCCCAGAUGAGGUGACCUUUCAAGAGUCGAGGAGUCAGGCUUUAGGGAGCCUGAGACAGGCCCUGGACACCGCAAAGAGAGAAAAGGAGCUGUUGAAGGAGAAGAGAAGGAAGAGACAUGAGCUGUUUCAGGAACAAAAGAGAAAGAAGCUCCUGCCAGCGGCUGUUCUGCAGGAAAUCGACGGACAGCCUUCGCAGGAACAAAAACCAGCUGAAGGAGAAGCUGACAAGAUGCAACGGAACAAAAACAAAAUGGAAAAACUAAGGAAAGUGAAGAAGAGCAGGAAGAACAAGAAAAUCACACAUGUCCGACAUCUGCGAGGAAACAACAGGGUGUUGACGCUGAAGGCGGGACUGAGGGAAUCCCUCCAGCAGCAGGCAGCCGAGGAUUUCAUCAGGUCCAGACUCUAUGGACCAGGAAGCUGCAGAACCACAAAUAACGAGCUGCUGUCCCUUCAGAAUAAGACGGGGAAGAACAAAAGUGCAGCUGUACAGUUUGUGAAGAAAGACUGGGCUCUUGAGAUAAAAGCUCAAGCAGAGAAGCUGAACAGGAGGUGGAUCCACACGCAGCAGAGUCCUGCCUCCUGACUGCACCCCCACCCGGCCCACAAGACACCUUCAGUGCGGAGCUCCGCCUCCACACUUCAACUGUCUGAGCCGAGUGUCACAAAGCUUUAGGUCAGAACACGUUCUGGACAAAAAACUACCUGAUGUACUGUGACAGCAGUACUGUAAGUGACACAAAGGUUCUUUUUA
Molecule: messenger RNA, 901 nt
Organism: Thalassophryne amazonica
Lineage: Eukaryota; Metazoa; Chordata; Actinopteri; Batrachoidiformes; Batrachoididae
Gene: nol7
Product: nucleolar protein 7
Exons: 8
Coding region: 38-733 (231 amino acids)
Cellular component (GO): nucleus
Molecular function (GO): RNA binding
Source: RefSeq, a predicted model, not a curated record